AAAAAGAAAUUAGGAGUGUAUAUGUAUUUUGAAACAAAGGAGAGAGCAUACCAGUUCGUUACAGUCCUACAAGUUGCUUUUAGUUGCAUGUCGCUUAUUAUUUUAACAGUAUGCCUACCAAUAAUGUAUAAUAAUAUACAAACAACAAUUGACUACGCAGAACGAGAAAUGAAAUUCUGUGAGAGAUCAACAAAAAAAGCGUUAACAGAAAUAGAAUUUGGCAAGACCUUAAUGAAGCUGAACAACACCGAAAGACGGGCCUUUUUGAAAAACUCAAAACCCUUCGAUGAAGAGGUUAUUGGCAUUCCAAUCGAAAGUGAGUGCCCUGGUUGCUGUAUUCCUGGACCGCCAGGUCCACGCGGUACAGCUGGAAAACCAGGGAAGCCUGGCAUUCCAGGCUCUGCUGGCAAACCAGGUUUACCAGGCACCACUCCAAACCAGACUUGCCCGUCGCAAUUCAAUAAACCGCCACCUCCGUGUCGUCCAUGCCCCAAAGGCCCACCAGGAAUUAAAGGUUGGCCUGGUUUCCCCGGAGAUCCAGGACCGAUCGGUCAACACGGCGAGAAAGGAGAAGAUGGAGAAGACGGAGCACCAGGCGAACCUGGUCCCAUCGGACCCCAAGGAUUUAAGGGUAGUCCAGGACCACAAGGUGAAAAAGGACCAACUCCUGACGGCCAGCUUCGUGAAGGUCCUCCUGGUGACCCAGGGCCAAUUGGACCUGUAGGUGCACCAGGCUUACCUGGUUUGCCGGGAAGAAAUGGUUUAAUCGGUCCUCAAGGUGAGCCAGGAUGGCCAGGACCACCAGGAGAAACUGGCGAACCGGGAUAUCCUGGACAAGAAGGAGUUGCGGGUGGACAAGGACCCCCAGGAGAGCCAGGAAUAUGCGUUUGUCAGAACGUUGAUUCAAUCCUUCUUGUAAGUCCAUCAGCUGCCCAACCAAGGCUUUCAGAAGAGGUAGUCGAAAACGCUCCGGGAGAGCUCGGAGGGCCUUUGAUAAACUCGAUUCGUAACCGCCAGCCAUCUAAAAUCCCGUACAGGAAGAGAAGACUUCAUUAA
Molecule: messenger RNA, 1056 nt
Organism: Enterobius vermicularis (human pinworm)
Lineage: Eukaryota; Metazoa; Nematoda; Chromadorea; Rhabditida; Oxyuridae
Source: the annotation of a GenBank genome assembly